Messenger RNA from Fusarium poae, 399 nucleotides. RefSeq lists its product as uncharacterized. Gene Ontology annotation, biological process: iron-sulfur cluster assembly. Lineage: Eukaryota; Fungi; Ascomycota; Sordariomycetes; Hypocreales; Nectriaceae. Bases 1 to 399 code for a protein of 132 amino acids. Gene Ontology annotation, cellular component: L-cysteine desulfurase complex; mitochondrion. The record is from RefSeq and is a predicted model, not a curated record. The transcript is spliced from 4 exons.
AUGUCUGUCGCUGGCACAAUUAAAGGUGACAUGUCGCAGCAAGUUCGAUCACUCUACCGCCAAUUAUUACGGCAAGGUUCGCAGUUCUCUGCGUACAACUUCCGCGAGUAUGCGAAGCGACGGACGAGAGAUGCUUUCCGAGAGCACCAGGGCGAGCAAGAUAGCCGAAAGGUGCAGGAGUUGGUUCAGCAUGGAAUUAAAGAGCUUCAGAGCUUGAAGGUGCGUGGAGGAUACAUGCGUGCGUCAAAACAAGGGCGAAUUGCUGACAUUGAGCAGCGACAAACAGUCAUCAGCCAGUUUUACCAACUCGACCGGUUAGUCGUUGAGGGUGGUAUCUCGGGCAAGCAGACGGGCAACAACCAAGAGAUCCUCAGACAGAAGGAGCCGGGUUACGACUAA